This is a messenger RNA of Lucilia cuprina (Australian sheep blowfly), 1271 nucleotides long. RefSeq lists its product as uncharacterized. The transcript is spliced from 2 exons. NCBI's taxonomy places the organism in Eukaryota, Metazoa, Arthropoda, Insecta, Diptera, Calliphoridae. Bases 80 to 1186 code for a protein of 368 amino acids. The record is from RefSeq and is a predicted model, not a curated record.
AACUGGCAUUGUUUACAAACAGUUUGUGUGUAAUUUAUUUCAUUUUUUAUUUCUUUACCAAAAAUAAUAAAAUACUAAAAUGAUUCGUAAAAAGCAUUUAACACUGAAUAGUAAUUUAAAUAAGACAAAAGAAAAUCGUAGUGCUAAAGUAACAGUGCAAUAUAUACAAGAACAACAACAAUUAAUACAGAAAUCUGAUAACACUAGUAGAGAGGAACAAGAUGAUCUUGAAAUAGAAAAUGUAGAAUAUUUGGAAGAAACUCCCAAUGUAGAGGAAUAUAUAGAAGAGCCGAGUGAAAAAAAUGAUUUGGAAGAUAAUUUCUAUCCCAAUGCUAUACACUGUCUUUUGGAUUUGUAUAAAACUAAAUACGAAGAAUUUAACCCAAAAAAUGAUUCGGUUAAAGUGAGUCAAAUAUGGCGUGAUAUAGCCAAAGAUAUGCAAGAAAGUUUCUUUGAAUUUAAUGAACAUCAAAUACAACAAAAAUAUGUAUGUUUAAGGGAACAAUAUUUUAAGGUUCACAGUAAAGAAGAUGUAGAACAUUUUGAUUAUUUUGAGCAGUUACAUGCAAUUUAUAAAGAUCCUGGAAAGGAGAAUAUUUUAAAAGGUUUAAAUGCGUCUAAUGAAGUUGCAAUUUAUUAUAAAGAUGAAAUAUUACUGCAACUGGAGCAAUUGGACAGUAAUGAAAAUCAUCAAUUACAUGAUUUUAAAAGUGAGGAGAUUGUACAUAAAGAACAUGAAUUUAUAGAUAUGGUGGAGAAAGAAUUACAGGCGAUGGAAGAGGGUUUACAUAUAGAAGACACUAAAGAUAUCAUUCAAGAAGGAAAAACAAGCAUAAAAGUAAUUACAGAUACGAAAAGUAAUAAAGAAGCUUUGAUGUCUUCAGAAAAGCAGCAAACACAAGCUAUAAAAAGAAUACUGUCAGACACAGAACCUUGUUUGGAGGAACCUCCAAACAGGAAACAAAAAUGGAAUGAUUACUACGAAAUUAAGGAGUUGAUAACAGAACCUCUAACUAACGGUCCUAAAACUAAAAAUGAUUUUACUUUAUAUCACUAUAAUCAACAGCAAGAACGUAGACAUCGUGAAAAAAUGUCUUUAUUAGAGAAAAGUUUACAACUACAAGAACGUGCUCUGGAACAGCAAAAUCAAUUAUUACAAGAACUAAUAAAACGUUUGCCUUUAUAAGUUAAUAUAGCUGUUUGAAAGUUUUUCUAUAUAUUUUUAAUUACGUAAUUAAAGAAUUUCAUCUACCAUAAGGUAAAUCUUCAAA